GUCAGUUGCGCGCAGCGAGAUCGAGAUUUAGUCAGCAACUCGGAUAUAUUUUAUAAUAUUAAAUACACUUUAUUAUAUUAGUAGUUGAAGUUUUUUAAUUGAAUUUUCGUUGCAAUUUAUAUUUUUUUUUUUUACAAAGUAAAAUUUCUUCUUUUUGGUAGUUUUUUUUUUUAUUAAAAUUUUAAGAGUUAGUAAUUGGAGAUGCAGGCGAAAUAAAAAAUGAUUGUCAGGAAACGUGGUCUGUGAUAUUUACACGGUUACAAUUUUUUUUUUCGACGCUUUUUUUUUUUUUUUAUUUUGUAAAACUACCGAGUCAUAACCUAGCGUUAUUUUAUCAGUGACACGUACUAUUGUGUCAAUUGUAAUUUGUCGAGUGAAUGAACAGAAACUUCUGACAAGGACAGACAAAACUCAGUACAUAAUUAAUAACGAGGAAAUAAACAGAGAUGGAAGACGCCCACUGUAAAACUGUGGACGAGGUGUUGAACUACUUCAAUUGUGAUCAGGAAAAAGGAUUAUCGCCGGACCAGGUCAAGAGGAACCAAGAGAAAUAUGGUCUCAAUGAAUUGCCAGCCGAGGAGGGAAAGAGCAUUUGGCAACUUGUUUUAGAACAAUUCGAUGAUCUUUUAGUUAAGAUUCUUCUGUUAGCCGCUAUCAUUUCUUUCGUAUUAGCUUUAUUUGAAGAGCACGAUGACGCGUUUACAGCCUUCGUGGAGCCAUUCGUUAUCCUUCUCAUCCUUAUCGCGAACGCGGUGGUGGGAGUGUGGCAGGAGCGUAACGCGGAGUCCGCGAUCGAAGCCCUGAAAGAAUACGAGCCAGAGAUGGGAAAAGUCGUCCGAGGCGACAAAUCCGGAGUCCAGCGGAUCAGAGCCAAGGAAAUCGUCCCCGGAGACAUCGUUGAGGUGUCUGUAGGAGACAAGAUCCCAGCUGACAUCCGUCUGAUAAAGAUCUACUCAACCACCCUCAGGAUCGACCAGUCCAUCUUGACCGGAGAGUCAGUCUCAGUGAUUAAGCACACUGACGCGAUCCCCGACCCCCGAGCCGUCAACCAGGACAAAAAGAACAUCCUCUUCUCCGGAACCAACGUCGCCGCCGGUAAGGCCCGAGGUGUAGUAAUGGGAACUGGUCUGAACACCGCUAUUGGUAAAAUCCGUACCGAGAUGUCAGAGACAGAAGAAAUCAAGACUCCCCUGCAGCAGAAAUUGGAUGAGUUCGGUGAGCAGCUGUCGAAGGUCAUCACCGUCAUCUGUAUCGCCGUCUGGGCCAUCAACAUUGGUCACUUCAACGACCCAGCUCACGGUGGCUCCUGGAUCAAGGGUGCCAUCUACUACUUCAAAAUCGCCGUCGCUCUUGCUGUCGCUGCUAUCCCUGAAGGUCUGCCUGCUGUCAUCACCACUUGUCUUGCUCUGGGAACCCGUCGUAUGGCCAAGAAGAACGCCAUCGUCAGAUCUCUGCCCUCUGUCGAAACUCUUGGUUGUACUUCUGUAAUUUGCUCUGAUAAAACCGGUACUCUCACCACCAACCAGAUGUCCGUCAGUCGCAUGUUUGUUUUUGAGAGGAUCGAAGGCAAUGACAGUGCUUUCAACGAGUUCGAAAUUACUGGAUCCACUUAUGAACCCAUUGGUGAUGUCUAUCUCAAGGGAUCCAAAGUUAAGGGCGCUGAUUAUGAAGCUCUUCAUGAGAUUGGUACUAUCUGUAUUAUGUGUAACGACUCUGCUAUUGAUUUCAACGAAUUCAAACAAGCUUUCGAGAAGGUCGGUGAAGCUACUGAAACAGCUUUGAUCGUCCUCGCCGAGAAAGUCAACCCCUUCGCAGUCCCCAAGACCGGAUUGGACAGACGUACAGCAGCCAUUGUCGUCCGCCAGGACAUUGAGACCAAAUGGAAGAAAGAAUUCACCCUUGAGUUCUCCCGUGACCGUAAAUCUAUGUCAUCUUACUGCGUACCCCUUAAGCCCUCAAAACUUGGAACUGGCCCGAAAUUGUUCGUCAAGGGAGCGCCUGAGGGAGUUUUGGAAAGAUGUACGCACGCGCGUGUCGGCACCAGCAAAGUUCCUCUUACUUCCACCCUGAAGAACCGCAUCUUGGACCUCACCCGUCAAUACGGUACUGGCCGCGACACUCUCCGUUGUCUGGCUCUCGCCACCGCUGACCACCCAAUGAAACCCGACGAGAUGGACCUCGGAGACUCCACCAAGUUCUACAUGUACGAAAAGGACCUCACCUUCAUCGGAGUCGUCGGUAUGUUGGACCCGCCACGUAAGGAAGUUUUCGACUCAAUUGUCCGUUGCCGGGCCGCUGGAAUCCGUGUCAUUGUCAUCACUGGUGACAACAAAGCCACCGCUGAAGCCAUCUGCAGACGUAUUGGAGUCUUUACUGAAGAUGAAGACACUACUGGUAAAUCUUACUCUGGUCGUGAAUUCGAUGACUUGCCCCUUGCUCAACAGAGGGAAGCUUGCGCCAGGGCGAGAUUGUUCUCCCGAGUGGAGCCUUCUCACAAAUCCAAGAUUGUUGAAUACUUGCAGAGCAUGAAUGAAAUUUCUGCUAUGACUGGUGAUGGUGUAAAUGACGCUCCAGCUUUGAAAAAAGCUGAAAUUGGUAUUGCCAUGGGUUCAGGAACUGCUGUCGCAAAAUCUGCGUCUGAGAUGGUGUUGGCUGACGACAAUUUCUCAUCAAUCGUCGCCGCUGUUGAGGAGGGUCGUGCCAUUUACAAUAACAUGAAACAAUUCAUCCGUUAUCUUAUCUCUUCCAACAUUGGUGAAGUUGUCAGUAUUUUCUUGACUGCCGCUCUUGGUCUUCCUGAGGCCCUUAUCCCAGUCCAGCUCUUGUGGGUCAACCUCGUAACUGAUGGUCUUCCAGCUACCGCCCUCGGUUUCAAUCCACCCGAUCUCGACAUCAUGGACAAGCCACCCCGUAGAGCUGGUGAAUCAUUGAUCUCCGGAUGGUUGUUCUUCCGUUACCUCGCUAUUGGUGGCUACGUCGGUGCCGCUACCGUUGGAUCCGCUGCCUGGUGGUUCAUGUACGCUUCCACCGGACCUCAGCUCAGUUAUUACCAACUCACUCACCAUUUGGCCUGCAUUGGAGGUGGUGAUGAAUUCAAAGGUGUUAACUGCAAAAUCUUCACAGACCCCCACCCCAUGACAAUGGCGUUGUCUGUACUUGUAACUAUUGAAAUGUUGAACGCAAUGAACAGUUUGUCUGAGAACCAGUCAUUGAUCACUAUGCCACCAUGGUCGAAUAUGUGGCUCAUUGCCUCUAUGGCACUUUCAUUCACACUUCACUUUGUCAUUCUUUACGUUGAAGUUCUUUCGUCUGUGUUCCAAGUGACUCCAUUAUCAGGAGAUGAAUGGAUAACUGUAAUGAAGUUCUCAAUACCUGUAGUACUGCUCGACGAGACCCUGAAGUUCGUCGCCAGAAAAAUAACUGACGUUUCACCGCCAGUGAAGCCAACGCAGUAAUCACCAGCCGGAGAGAGGGAGUAGAAAAAAAAUCUAAACUAAAAAAAUUUUACAAAUAAACGUAUAUUAAGUAUAAGUUUUAAAAUCUUUAAUUUAAAGUUUACGAAAUGUUAUUUAUAACAAACAACCUUGUAUAUAAGAUAAUAAAUUCAAGAAAGUGGAUAAUCUGAUGAAGAAAACAAAAGACACCUGGUAAACAACCUGGAGAUGACUCUGUAACUCUGGAGGACUAAAAAAUAAAUAAAAUUUCAAAACAAAUAUAUAAAUGUAUGUCUGAGUCGACGAGCGAUUCAAUUUUUCUAUUCUUCGUUACAAAUUCCGCCAUUUUGUUUUGUCUUCUUUGUUUGCUUAUUUUUAUAAGCGCGCAAAUAAGACAAAAAAGAAUAGAAAAAUGGAAACAGUUUAGGAUUAAAUAUAUAACUUGACAAAAAAUCAAACACAAGUGAUAAUAAUAAAUUAAUAUCACUUAUUGAUCCUUGCCUCAAAAAUCUGUAGCGCUUAAUCCAGUGUUAUUUUUAAAGUGUUCAAGACAUCGAAUAUCUUUUUGAGGUUAACUUUUAGGCGCCAAGACAUGCGCGUUGCUUAAACAAUUAAAAAAAAAUAAAUGUUAAUAAUAAUAACAAGUUUAAGUAAAGUAAUGGUAAUAAUAAUGAUAAUUAGUUAAUUACCGUCCCCGCAAUUAUACUCUCAUUGAGCGUGUGAAAGACAACGGGCGGCGGAAACAAAACAAGAACAACAAUGGAGCUGAGUGGCUUGCGUAUGAUCCAGGCGCCCAUUAUUUAACUGCUAACAGAGCAACUAGAGCUUACUGGGCUUAACUACCGGCAAGCUUAACUAAUAUAUAAUACCUGGAGCUUAAACAACCAGCCUUGUUCUACAACCCACACUUGCGACGUCUUUGAUCUUUUCUCAGUCUGUAAAUUCGAUUUUCAUUUAUUUAACCUUACUUAUAGUUACUAUUAUAAUCAUAACUUUUAUUUUUACCUUUUUUAAUCUUUCUUCUUCUUCUUCUUUUCUUCUUUUUCACUCUUCUUUACUCUUAACUAUUUCUUCUUUUCACUCAAAACUAUCCGCCAUCUUGCUUUACGCCAUUUCAAAUCGAAGUCGCCAUUUUGUCUUGCGAUAAAUGUUCAGAUAUUAACACAAGAAAGUAAUAACGGGUUUUCGUCUACAGAGAGGUAUUUGUUGUUAAAUAACAAACAAAUUGUAUAUAUAAUUAUGGUAUUGAUAAUUAUGAUUAUUAAUAUCAGUAAUUGAAUAAUUAAAUAAAAUUGUGAAAUUAUUUACCGACGGGAUGUAUAGACAUUAAUUAAAUUUAAUCCGUCAUUUUGAAAACAAGAAUUGUAACUUUAAUAAUUAUUAUUAUUUAUUAUUUUUUAAAUAAAAAUAAUAAAUUUAUAAAUCUUGUUACGUAUGAUAUGGUAAUUGCCAUUUACAUAUUAUAGAUUUUAAAUAAUAAAUGCUGAGCGUAAGUUAAGGGCCAAAGCGAGAAAAAUUAUUUUUUUAGUGAUUUUUUUUUUAAAUUUCGCGGGUUUAAAUUUUUUACACUAAAUGGAGUUAAUUAUAAUUAAUGGGAAUAUUUUUGGUGUAGCCUCAAAAUUUUAAUUGCAACCGCUCUAGCGAUGGAUUAAGUGAUAAUGUAUGAUAAUGAAACAAUAAUUAAAAGAUGACAAUCAUU
Messenger RNA from Cotesia glomerata, 5133 nucleotides. RefSeq names its product calcium-transporting ATPase sarcoplasmic/endoplasmic reticulum type (gene SERCA). The record is from RefSeq and is a predicted model, not a curated record. Gene Ontology annotation, molecular function: ATP binding; P-type calcium transporter activity; ATP hydrolysis activity. Gene Ontology annotation, cellular component: membrane. Gene Ontology annotation, biological process: intracellular calcium ion homeostasis; calcium ion transmembrane transport. Lineage: Eukaryota; Metazoa; Arthropoda; Insecta; Hymenoptera; Braconidae. The coding region runs from base 447 to 3455 and encodes 1002 amino acids. The transcript has 13 exons.